Peniophora sp. CBMAI 1063 is the source of this 2268-nucleotide messenger RNA. NCBI's taxonomy places the organism in Eukaryota, Fungi, Basidiomycota, Agaricomycetes, Russulales, Peniophoraceae. The record is from the annotation of a GenBank genome assembly.
AUGAGCCGACUUCUGGCUAGAACCUCCGGCAAAGCUGCGGCAUUGUUUAUAAGGCGGUUCAACUCGUUAUCGGACAAAGUAACAAAUCUUCGCCUGCGCCUGGCCCUAUUUCAUGAUUUCAUUUAUGGGACCGCAACAUCCAUUUGGGGAACGGCGGUGUGGACUCGGGCGGUUGGAAAUUCCGUGAUUGCCGGUUCGACCGUCAGAGCUGCUGGCGAUGGUUUUGCUCAAGCCAAGACGUAUAUUGCUUCGCCAGACUAUGGUGCGCUACAUGCGCUCAUCAUCGGGAUCGACGGAUACGAAUCCAAGAAGAUACAACCUCUUCGUGGCGGCGUUUACGACGCUGAUGCCAUGGAUAAGUACUUGCGCGAGGAUCUGCGAGUGCCGGCUCACCAAAUACUGAACCUACGCGAUCGUUCGGCGACGCGCAGUGCCAUCAUUCGGGAGCUGAAAGCCUUGGCGAGAAACCCGUCGAUCAAACCCAAUGACCCUGUACUCAUCUUCUUUGCUGGGCAUGGUGUUUCGGCUAAGGCGCCUCCCAGUUGGGAGAGUGGGAGCGGCAUUAUCUCUAUGCUCGCACCUUACGAUUGCUUUGGCACCGAGUCCAAUGGGAAGACCAUUCUUCCAAUACCCGACCGGACCAUCGGAGCGCUGUUGCAUGAAAUCGCAGAGGGACGAGGACUUACGGGAACUGGUAAGGGAAACAACAUUACCGUGAUCCUGGAUUGUUGUUUCUCUGGCUCUGGGACUCGAAGCAUCGAGCGCUCCUCUGUACACCUUGAGCGAGGAUUCAGGCUGGACUCUAGUCUCUCGGUUCCCCCAUCCCUGGAUGAUGAGAUCUGGAGAGGACCCCACACCAGCCGUGCUAUAGAUCCCAUGACUGGCUUUACUAUGUCUGGCUUGAGCUCGCACGUGCUCCUCGCCGCCUGUCGAGAAUUAGAACAGGCUCAUGAGAUCGACGGCCGCGGCCUCUUCACGAGCGCUCUCAUCCACGCCCUCCGCCUAGGUGAAAUUAACAAACUCACGUACAAGGGUCUCAUGCGACGCGUGCUACGGGACUCCAGCUUGAAGGACCAGAUACCUCAGUGUGAAGGUCGUUACAUCAAUCGUGUCCUCUUCAACAAUGCAGACUCGGCGAGCGGGCCGUGGGCGAUAUACCCCGUUUCCCGAACACACCUCGGUUUCACAAUUGAUGCAGGUUCUGUCCACGGCAUAACUCGUAAUGAUCGUUUCCUUGUUUACGCGACCAGCGGCUGCAGCCCUGAUGACACCCCUUUGGCAAUCAUGGCGGUGACAACCGUGGGUGCGGUGUCCACCGUUCUUUCGCUCGGGUCGGAGCUUGCGCAAGAUAUCCCCAUACCGUGCUUCGCGCUGCAUAGCUUCCGAAAGGCAAGGUCACUACGCUUGCAUUUGGCAUGUUGGGCGGAACCCGGGUCUAUCUUGCACACGCUACGCACACAGCUCGCACAAAGCGAACUACCAAUCGUCUUCCGCGAGAAUGAAGAGGAAGCAGAUCUCACUAUCCGCGUUCGUGAUGGGCACAUUGAGUACACCAUGGAGGACCCUGUUACGAUCUCACAUCGUCUAUCAAAGCCGUGCAUGACGACGGCGGCGGAUUUCCGUCAAGUGCAACAUGUCCUGCAGGCGGCGGCUCGCUUUUUCUGGCACUUCACCCGCUCUCCAGAGUCACGUCUCAUCGCUCGGCAUGGCUUACGUGUACGGAUCUACGAACUGUGCGAAGACCUGGACGCGGGCCUGGACAACAACCUGCGAGUUCAGCUCAAGCCCCACGGAGAAGAUCUGAAUCAUCUCGGCGUCGUUAGCAUUGAAGCUGAUAACAAGACCGCCUACGGUGUCGCUGUGGAGAGCGACAUCGGCGUACCCUUACACGUGUGGGCAUGCUAUUUUGACUGCGGGGAUCUCUCCAUCAAGCACUACUAUCAGCCGCCAGCAUGUGGCGAUCGUGGCGAACCUGCUCUUCCAGCAAAGGGGAGGCUCACGAUUGGCUUCGGCGACGGCGGAGGGAGUCCUUGGACCUACUUUGUGGCGCCAGGUCGAGACACGGACGUCGGAUACCUCAAGGUCUUCGUCUCCACACAGCCAAUCGAUCUAUCCGACAUGGCUCAGUGCUCUCCGUUCCGAAUUGAUGGGAGUAUGGAGCGUGGUGGGAGGGAGCUCGUGCACCCACCGAAGGAGGGCUGGGAAGUUGUUACAGUGGCUAUCAUACACAGGAAGCCUGGUACAGACCCUCCGAGCCUAUACACAUAG